UUUCCCCAGGCCGCGGUGCCUAGGCACUCGGCCGGGGCUGCUCCGUGUGGGGGCGUGAGCCGCGGCGCAGAGGGGGGCUCCGGGCGCUCGCGAGCCUACAGUCCGCAGCGGCACCGGCGGGCGCUCCCGUAGGCGUCGGCCGCCGCGAUGUCUGCUCGGUGCUGUGCUGGUCAGCUGGCCUGCUGCUGCGGGACUGCAGGCUGCUCCCUGUGCUGCGGCUGCUGCCCCAGGAUCCGACAGUCCCGCAGCACACGCUGCAUGUACGCCCUCUACUUCACCCUGGUCGUUGGCCUCUGCUGCAUCAUGAUGUCCAAAACCGUGGCUAACGAGAUGAGAAAGCACAUUCCAUUUUUUGAAGAUAUGUGUAAAGGCAUUAAGGCUGGUGACACCUGCGAGAAUCUGGUGGGAUAUUCUGCGGUGUAUAGAGUCUGUUUUGGAAUGGCUUGUUUCUUCUUCAUCUUCUGUCUAUUGACCUUGAAAAUCAGAAACAGCAAAAGUUGUAGAGCUCAGAUUCACAAUGGGUUUUGGUUCUUUAAACUCCUGCUGUUGGCAGGCCUGUGCUCAGGAGCUUUCUUCAUUCCAGAUCAGGAUACCUUUCUGAACGCCUGUCGCUAUGUGGGAGUCGUGGGAGGCUUUCUCUUUAUAGGCAUUCAGCUCUUCCUGCUCGUGGAAUUUGCACAUAAGUGGAACAAGAACUGGACUGCAGGCACAGCCAGUAACAAGCUGUGGUACGCCUCUCUGGCCCUGGCGACCCUCAUCAUGUAUUCCAUUGCUGCUGCAGGCUUGAUUUUGAUGGCAAUUUUUUAUACACAAAAAGUCGGCUGCCUGGAAAACAAAAUUCUCCUGGGAAUCAAUGGAGGCCUGUGUCUGCUUAUCUCAAUAGUAGCCAUCUCACCCUCGGUCCAAGAGCGACAGCCGCACUCUGGACUCCUGCAGUCGGGGCUCAUAAGCUGCUAUGUCACCUACCUCACUUUCUCAGCUCUGACCAGCAAACCUGUAGACGUGGUUCUAGGUGAACAUGGGAAAAAUGUUACGAUCUGUGUGCCCACCUUUGAUCAAGACCUAUACAGAGAUGAAAAAUUGGUCACUGGGCUGGGUACUUCACUGUUGCUUGGAUGCAUCUUGUAUUCAUGUUUGACAUCAACAACAAGAUCAAGUUCUGAUGCUCUGCAGGGGCGAUAUGCAGCCCCUGAACUGGAAGUAGCUCGGUGUUGUUUUUGCUUUGGUCCAGAUGGAGAGGACACGGAAGAUGAGCAGCAGGUAAAGGACGGACCAAGGGUCAUUUAUGAUGAGAAGAGAGGCACCGUCUAUAACUAUUCCUACUUCCACUUCAUGUUCUUCUUGGCUUCCCUCUAUGUGAUGGUGACCAUCACCAGGUGGUUCAGCUAUGAAAGUGCCCACCUUGAAGCCUUCUUCAGCGAGAGCUGGUCCAUCUUCUGGGUCAAGAUGACCUCCUGCUGGAUAUGUGUGCUGCUGUACCUGGGGACACUGGUCACCCCUCUCUGCCGCCCUUCUCCGCAUUUCUCUGUGUGAGGACGUCAGCAGUGCCCUCGGCUCAGUAGGCCUGCAGCCCGGAAGUGCCAUCCUUUGAACAGUGUCCCAGGGGUUCGAGUAGUGACGGUCCUCAGUGCUUGAGUGGGUCUGAAAAGGCUUUCAGAAAAAAAUCUCCUGAUUAGUUUUUUAAUUUUUAAAUUUGAAAAGAAACUACCAGUUUGCUCCAAAGGAUUUGAAAUUUUCAACCAGACUGAUCAUGGGUGAUAAUAUAUAUUUUUGUUUGUCUUACUGCUGGGAACCAGAUAGUGGUUAAUGUUGUGAUACUUUCCUUCUAUAUGUUUUUUUUUUUUUUUGCCAAAAUAGAGUUCGGGGGAGGGGGUACAACUUUCUUUCACAGGGAUAAAAACCUUCGUUGUUGGUCUCUCAUUCUCAUCCUUGGACUAGGAAAACAUGCCAGAGUUUUGAGCCCCCAAACCCUUCUCAGCCAGUUUUUCUGGAGCCUUGUCCUCCGUGGGCUUUGAGCAUAGGACAUGUGUCGCCUGCAGGGCCCCUGGUAUUUGUAGGGUGCAAGAUGCUUCCUGGUGGCUGCCAGCGUUUCCCUUCGAGGCUGUGAUGCUGGGAAUCACAGUCCUGACUCCUCCUCAGGGGUCUCCUCAUCCUUCCAGGCUCUGCAUCUUUGUAAUAAUGUGAAAAAGUAUAAGCACAAUUUGCUCCAUCUGCCCCGCGCGGUUCCCCACUGUGUUGUCACCACCUGAUCCAGAUCACUGCAGUAGGCCUGGACCUGCUCCCGUCGCUCUUCACGUGAUCAGAGCACGAGGUUCAUGUUUUCUUUGCCUAAGUGACAGAGGGCUGUAAGGGCUGUAAUCCUCACUGGGUAGGGCUGUAAUCCUCACUGGGUAGGGCUGUACACCUUAUGCUCUGAGACCUUCACUGAAAAGGCGCUUCAGCCUGCCACACACCUCUUUCCGUGGCUAAGGUCGGCCCCUUAGUUUCUCCUCCACCUUGAGGCCUUCCAAAUUGUCAAAGCAAAAGAGCUUUUGUUUCCCAAAUCUUUAAUGGGAACAUUAUGGUUUCCCUGGAGUAGAUUUACUGAGGCGGGAAUUUCCUGAGGUGAGGAUCCCAGGCAGCCUCACAUAGCCCUCAGUCACAAGCCUGUUAGACAAGCUGUGAAAGUGACCAAAUAUUCUUACAGAAAGCGUGGGUGGUUGGGGAUAUUUAAUUAAGCCAUACACAAUCUCCGCAGACUCUUCCACAACACAUACUUGUAACGCUCACUGAGACUUGCAGCAGCUACCCAGGAAUAUGUCCAUUUUCAGCAUCGAUGUUCUUCAUUAGGAAAGAGUGUGCAAGUGGAAAGUCCAUUAAAGACACCAGUGGAGACACUGGGGGGGGCUCUCCUAUUAGUAUUUCAUGCAGGGUAGAAAGAAUCUUCUAGAGCUCCCUGAAAGUGAGGGUUUGGGAAUUAAAAAGACUCAGCCUAUACAUGUUUUCUCUGUGGCCUGUUGUAUGAGUUGAUUGGAGCCCUCCUAAGCCGGGCUCCGUGUGCCAAUGCUGGUGGGGAGAUGAGUCAGUCUUCAUUUCUACUCCUUCACCCUCCUCUCAAGAAAAAAGGGAGAAGCAAAUCCAGGGGAUUAACUCCUUUAGAACUUCCCUUAUUUUUUACAGUGUUUGAGAUUCCAUUUUAAAAGGCACUCAGUGUAAGAGAUUCAUGUUUGGUAAACUUCAUCAGAUUUCUUUGUGAAGGUCAGGAGCUCUUUGUGUGCAGCAGUUCAAAGAUCCAUCUGGCUUCUCAAAAUGAAUAGCCCUGUGCCAACCCGAGACACUUUAGGCCAGUGGGGGUGGAAGCUCCAUGGCCUAGGACGUGGCUUGGAGAGCAGGGUGUAUGUCACACACAACGGGUGGUACAGUGACUUUGGGCUCUAGGUAAGCCAAGAUUAUCCUUAGGAAACCCUAUGAGAAAGGCAAAUCAAGAGCCAGGGUAGUGUCAUAACUGGCAUGGUAUGUUUCUCUCCUGCUAGGGACAAGUAGAGUCUUUGACUUGUCUUCUCAGCUGGGUCUGGCAGCCAGCUGGUGUGACUUUGGAACUAGCCCUUCCGCCAGAUCAAGGUUGAGCUGACAAGGCUGUAUAUUCCUUGGCUGGCCCUUGUUAGCCCCCUUUCCUCUGCAGAAAGAAGCUCAGGGAAACACAAAGGAGGGACUGCUGCCAGUGGAAGGCCCUCAUAGCUUCCUUCUGGGGCCAGCCCAGCCAGCCCACAUUUUCUAGCUGUGUAAAUCUCACGGUGUACAAUUCCUUCUGAAGGUGGUUCUUAUGCAAGAGGAAGAGUUACAGUUGCUCUGAUUUUUAUUCUCAACUGACAAUAUUAGCAAGUUUAUCUGGAUGAUUGAAAGAGAGGUAGGUGGAUGUACUCUGAGGACAGAGGGCAUAUAAAUAAGAGGACAGUCAUGAUCAUGAAUUGUGAGGUACACUACUCAGGUGAUGAGUCAAUAUUCAUAGGCUUCAAGAACCUCUAUUUGUGUGCUGUUGUGAUUUAAGAAACUGGGAAAGUUGUGCCCAUCGCUUUGAGUUGCUAUAAUAAGGGUGUUAAUUUGAUCAACUCACUGAUAACUUCUAAAACGGUAGACCUAGGCUGGGCGCAGUGGCUCACACCUGUAAUCUUAGCACUCUGGGAGGCUGAGGUGGGUGGAUUGCUUGAUCUCAUGAAUUUGAGGCCAGCCUGAGCAAGACCGAGACCCCAUCUCUACUAAAAAUAGAAAAAUUGAGGCAAGAGGAUUGCUUGAGCCCAAGAGUUGGAGGUUGCUGUGAGCUGUGACGCCACAGUACUCUACCCGGGGUGAUAGCUUGAGACUCUUGUCUCACAAAAAUAAUAAUAGAAUAAACAGUAGACCUUUCAUUCUUGCAACUCAUUGUAAUGUACGGGAUUCAAAAAGUGCAUUCUCAUGUGCUCAUAACAGUUGAAGAUUUUAAAGAAUUGUGUAUGUUUCCUUUGUGUCAUUCAUUGGCAGUAGAAAAUUUUUCCCUCUCAUUUUCAUGAGUAAACACUGACUGAGGGAAGUGUUGUCCCUAGAUGUGUCACCUGGCUGGAGAUUGGGAUCAUCCUAUCGUAAGCCUUUGGAAACCCUAUCACUCUCCUACCUGGUUGAGGGUUUUUUUGUUGUCAUUGUUUGUUUUUUUAAUAUUGUUUGGUUGGUUUUGUUUUGUCCUCACAGUUUCUUGGGAAAUUGUCUGAAGUCAUUGUUUGCAGAGAUAUUUGGAGCUUCUUUGUGGAGGACGUAGACCGGGUAUGUGAGGCUGGACGGAGGGUGAGGUUACUGGGGCUGUGGGGUCCAGUCUCAUACGACAUUGCUUCUCUCUGGUUUCUCAGAGGAUGUUUCCUUACAAAUGACCUCAGUGUAGUGUCAGUUCCCCAACACUACCCCCAAAUUGUCACGCUCUGCCUUUUUAAGAUGGUGUAUUUAUUUAGUUUUUGCCUAAGUUUACCACCACUGGUGCUUUACGUUACCCUGCAGAGGGAAUUGCAGAGCCUGCCUUUAAGCUAUCGGGGCCUUUCCCUCCCUUUGUUGCCUUUCU
Molecule: messenger RNA, 5062 nt
Organism: Nycticebus coucang (slow loris)
Lineage: Eukaryota; Metazoa; Chordata; Mammalia; Primates; Lorisidae
Gene: SERINC5
Product: serine incorporator 5
Exons: 12
Coding region: 148-1533 (461 amino acids)
Cellular component (GO): membrane
Source: RefSeq, a predicted model, not a curated record